This is a messenger RNA of Drosophila yakuba, 5158 nucleotides long. RefSeq names its product broad-complex core protein isoforms 1/2/3/4/5. Gene Ontology annotation, biological process: regulation of transcription by RNA polymerase II. NCBI's taxonomy places the organism in Eukaryota, Metazoa, Arthropoda, Insecta, Diptera, Drosophilidae. The coding region runs from base 790 to 3939 and encodes 1049 amino acids. Gene Ontology annotation, cellular component: nucleus. The transcript has 10 exons. Gene Ontology annotation, molecular function: protein binding; DNA binding. The record is from RefSeq and is a predicted model, not a curated record.
GCCACACGAAAAUGGCGAACACGAGCACUCCGAUGAACGACGAGCUGAAAAAAUAAUUAUUAUUUUAAAUUCCGUUUUGCCAGCGAAAUUCGGUGCGUGCGCGAAAAAGAGUGCGGAAAAGCGCGGUUGGCAAAUUUAAUCGAAGCAUUAUGAAGCGGUCAAAGUGCGGCGCCAAUGCAAAUGGUUAGCCAAAUGGCAAAAAUAUGUAGCGACAGCGUGCCAGCCCAGUAAAAUCAAAUAGAAUCAAAUUGAAGUUUCUUGCUUUGCGAAUUAUGAAAAACCAAUCGCAAUGCGUGUGUGUGUGUGUACGUGUGGUGCGUGCGCGCGUGUGUUAGUGAGCGAGCGUAGAAGCAGAAGGCGUAGCGCAAAAUAAAAAUAAAAACCGAACAAUAAUUGAUUUAAAAUAAAAAAGAAAAAAUAAACGGAAAAAGGCGAACAAACAAAAAACAGCAGAAGCAACAAAAAACACACGAGAAGCAGCUGCAAAAACAACACAAAACUGGCGGUCAAUACGCAUGCAGUACGAUAAAAACACUAAAAAAAACUAGAAGCAACAACAAAAACGCAACGUAACGGGAACUCUUUGACGUAUUUCCUCUAUUAUUAUGCAAAAAGGCAGGCGGCAAAUUGCAGCAGCAGCGAAAAUCAAAUAUAAAUAGCGAAAAGCAGGAUACUACUGGAUACACACCUUUAGCCAGCGUGUUGAGCACGCCAGAAGCAUAAACAGAAGUCGGCAACAGAAAUUUAGCCAGCAGGCUUGAAACGAAUACGACCAUCAGAAACAUCGAAAUGGCAGCGGUUCGAGGACAUCAGUACUUCAGCCUGCGCUGGAACAACUACCAGAACACGAUGACGUCAGUGUUCCAGCAGCUGCGCGAGGAUCUCUCCUUCGUGGACGUCACCCUGUCCUGCGAGCACGGAUCCCUCAAGGCGCACAAGGUCGUCCUGUCCGCCUGUUCGACGUAUUUCCAAAAACUACUGCUCGAGAACCCGUGCAAACAUCCCACAAUCAUCCUGCCCGCAGACAUUAUUUUCACCGACCUGAAAACCAUCAUCGAUUUUGUUUAUCGUGGUGAGAUCGACGUCACCGAAUCGGAAUUACAGGGCCUCUUGCGCACCGCCGAGCAGCUAAAGAUCAAGGGACUCUGCGAAACCGCCGAGAACGCGGAUGACCUAAACGACGCGGCCACUGCAACGAUAACGGUUUCAGAGAACAUACAGCAGGCGGUCGUUGGCAAUAUAGUGAACGCCACCAUUGUUCCUGGAGCCCCGUCGCCCUCCUUGGAACAGCAGCAGCAACACCACCAGCAGCAACAGCAAGCACAGGAGCAGCACCAGCAACAGCAGGUGCAUACCCAGCAGCAACAGCAGCAGCAGCAACAAAUCAACGCUGCCCUGCUUACGCAACACGGAGUGUCCAGCGGAAGUGUUUCUCUUUCCGGGCAAUUGCUGAGCUCCUCGGCCAGCGGCAGCAGCGGAAGUUUAGCCGGCGGACAGCAGGCUCCACAGACGCCAUCCGGCUUGCAACCGACGCCGCGCAAGUCACGACUUAAGCGCUCCAAGUCGCCGGAUUUGCCAUCAGGCGGAGGAGCAGGAAGCUCGAGUAGCGGCUCAUCGCAGCAGCAACCGCAGCCAGCGCACCACCACCCGCAGACCAUUCUCAUCCAGGGCCAAAAUCCGAACUCCAUUGUGAGCCUUCAGCAGACGGCCGACGGCAAUUAUAUACCAGUUUCGGGUGCUGGCGACGAUUCAGAGGCCGAGGACCACGAGCACGAAAACAACCACGGUCACGGGCACGGAGGACACUCGCACGGACACGGCCACGAUCAUAGUCACGAUCACGAGCACGAAAAUAAGCCGAACAAGAUCUGCAAGACCGAGCACUCGGUGGCCUCGCCGGCAUCCAAUUCAUCCAGCGCCUCGAACAAUGCAGCGGGCGUGAGCGGCGUGACUUCCACCGGCCAAGCCAUCGUCACACAAAUUGUAGUAGCGCGCGACGGAAAAGAUACAAAAAAUAUGACUAGUUUAGGCAUGGGCAUGAACGGCGGCCUGUUGGGCGUGCCCAUGGGAUUCCUGGACUUCACACCCGAGCCACCAGCACCAUCUGCCACCCCAGUCACCGUCACGGAGCACGUCGAUCUGUCCUGCAACCCUAGCACGGACACGCGCGAUCUAUCAAAUCCCACCGAACCUCUCGAUAUAGACAAUCAUCUGGCUCAGCAGAUCCAUCGGCUCGAUCAGUCCCCCAUGCACUCGAUAUCGCACCACCAUACAGGCGAUGAGAGCAACUCGAAUCUUGUGCAGCAUAUCAAGAGCGAAGUGAUCGAGGCCAAGCACCUGGCAGCUGCCCAGCAGCAUGCACUCAACCAGGCCCAGCAACAGCAUGCCCAUCACCAGGCCCACCAGCAGCACCAACAGCAUCAGCAGCAGCAACAUCAACAACAGCAGCAGCAGCAACAUCUUCAUGCUCAGCAGCUCUUGGCCCAGAGUCAGAUGCAGCAGCAGCAGCAGCAGCAACAGCAGCAGCAGCAACACCACCAGCAGCAACAGCAGGCAGCAGCCGCCGCAGCAGCUGGUGUGCAUGGCCAGCAUGGGGGACACGUGACGCACGCCGACAUCGGCGGUGCCACAGUCAUGGAGAUUGAUCCGAGCCAGAUUAAACACGAGCCGGGCAUGAUAAUAACGCCAGAGAUUGUCAACAUGAUGUCCUCAGGGCAUAUGGAUAUGUAUAACUCGGACACGAGUGAGGAUUCGAUGAUGAUCGCCAACGGCUCGCCGCACGAUCAGAAGGAACCGCACUAUACGAAUUUGGAUCAGCAGCACGGUCUGGGUGGCAGCGUUUGCGGCCCGGGGCCCGGCGGUGCUGGUGGCGGUGGGGGCAUGAGUGGUGGGGCUGGCUCUGGCGAGAAAGGUCAGUUUAAUGGUCCCAAAGCUUGGACACAAGAUGAUAUGAAUUCAGCUUUAGAUGCAUUAAAGAACCAAAACAUGAGCCUGACGAAAGCAUCCGCCAUUUAUGGCAUCCCAUCGACCACCCUGUGGCAACGUGCUCAUCGCCUGGGCAUCGAAACGCCCAAGAAGGAGGGCGGCACCAAGUCGUGGAACGAGGAUGCCCUGCAGAAUGCCUUGGAGGCGCUGCGUUCUGGCCAGAUAUCCGCGAACAAAGCGUCAAAGGCCUUCGGCAUCCCCUCCUCUACGCUCUACAAGAUUGCUCGGCGCGAAGGCAUCCGCCUUGCGGCGCCCUUCAAUGCCGCCCCGACCACGUGGACGCCCGAGGAUCUGGAGCGUGCCUUGGAGGCGAUACGGGCGGGUAAUACUUCGGUGCAGAAAGCCAGCGCUGAGUUUGGCAUACCCACAGGAACACUUUACGGACGCUGCAAACGGGAGGGCAUUGAGCUGUCGCGUUCGAAUCCAACACCCUGGUCCGAGGAUGCCAUGAACGAGGCCCUGAACUCAGUGCGCGUUGGCCAAAUGUCCAUCAACCAGGCGGCCAUUCACUAUAACCUGCCCUACAGCUCGCUCUACGGCCGCUUCAAGCGCGGCAAAUACGACGUGGUGGCCAACACGAGUGGCGUGGCGCUGUUGAACACCUCGGGCAACACCACCGGCAGCAUUGAGAUUAUCGAGCACAGCCAGGAGAAUUCGUUGCAUAUGUUACAGCAACAGUUCCCGUACAGUCCGUCGCCGCAUCCGCCAACGCCGCAGCAUCACAGCACGCCGCAGCACCACAGCUCGGCGCAGCAGGGUCCGCCGACGCCGCAGCACAUGCAGCAGCACGUGGUGCACAUGCAACAGCAGCAGCAGCAGUCGCCCCACCCGGGCCACCAUCCGCAGCAUAUGCAGCAAGACGUGGUUACAUCGAGCAGCCAGGUGGUGCACAGCCAACAGCAGCAGCAGCUUCAGCAGAUCUAUCAGCACCACGGGACGCCGGAGCGUAGUUGAGAAUCACUGCAUGCUGCGACAAUAAUGGGCAGCACCGGCAGUGGCGGAGGUGGUGGGGUUGGAGGAGUAGGAGCCAGUACUAGCGGCGGCACGGCGGCCAGUAGCACGCCCUUCGCCAGCAUCUCGGCACUGGUCAGCGGACCGUCCAGUGCCCCACCACCGCCGGUAACUGCCAGUGGCUCGUCGGCAGUCAGUGGCGGCACCAGCAAGCGCAAGAAAGCCAACAAGCAAAAGCGUUGAGAGCAGGAGGAUGAUCAGCCACAAAAGGAGUUGGAAACAAUUGCGGCAGUGGCCAGGCCCGAGGACAUCAAGUUUAGAUUUAAUUGCAAGCACUGGAAGCGCAAGCUGCGGCAGUUUCAUUUGCUAUUGUCCAAACAGUAGUCAGUCAGUCAGUUAGGAAGAUAUACAUAUAUGAAUGACCCACAGACCCACAGACAAAAAUUCCCAAGGGUAGGAUAAAGCAAUCACAAAACCACUUUUCAACUAGAUGGACAUUAAUUACACAACCGAGAUGUGUAUAAAAUGUAAAUAUAUAACGAAAUAUGCUUUAUUUACAUUAUACGGAACAUAGUUAUAUAGGUUUUAGGUUCGCAAAAGUCCUUUGUUCUAGUUAAGUAAGGUGGAGAAAUGAGAAAGAUAAAAACAUACCUAGAUCAUAAGAACAUGAUGAAUUUUAGAUUUGCCUAGACUCGAAAGUUAAUGGAUUCGUUUUGGGCUCGCAGUUUUAAGAACACUUUGUUAUCAAUGGAUAUAGACACGCGUAUUUCUUUUGGACUCGUGACCAUUCUGAGGACCUAAAAUCAGUAGUUGAUUGCGGAAUUUCGAUCUAGAUUGCUUCCCCUUCAAAGUUUUGUUUUAAUUUUCGCUUAGUGUGAGACUGAAAGUGCGCCUAAAACUGUAGAAAUCCAAGCCCAAUAUUAUAGUGAAGACGCAUACAACACAACCCAUACAUGAAUCAAAUGCUUUAUAACCAUAUUGUUUGAACGGAUAGAACGAAUGGGGGAGAAUACCUUAACGUAGAAUUAAACCAAAUUAUCAAGGUUCUAGAACUUAAAUCAUUAGCUUGUAACGACAACAGAUUAGAUAAGAGAGAAGAACACGAGUUAUUUGAAUUUAACUGGAGGCGUCCUGAAUCAAUGAAUAUUGAUUUGAAUUCAACUGAAUUAAGAACAUAGCCAAUAAAUAAAUCUAGAAAUGAAGUAAUUGCAAGGAAACAACA